ACAUGGCACAAGGGUAACAGAAGAACUACACUCUAGACUAAUCAAAGUUGCAUCUAAUAUUUUUACCUGAAGGAGGAGGAGGUGGAAGAUGGAGAUGACUUUCCAAUUUGAUUUCUUUGUAUUUCAAUUUCAAAAGCUCGUUGCCCAUGUCGAAGUCUAAUCUAAACCUAUAUUGCACAAACAGAGCAAAGCUUUCUUGUAGUUCUGCCCUCUAUAGGAAAAUCCUCGACUAUUGUUUGAAUUUGAGAAGUCUACUUCUUCGUCAACUCUGCACUUCGUGAAACACGGGAACGUUCAAACUGUAGUCCAGCUGCUUCUCGCUUAUAAGGUUUUGAGUUGUAGAGGUUUGUUUAAAAUGUUAGUUCCAAGGAUGAAUUCGAAAAGGCAGAGGCGUUCAAACGUUAGGCUAGGGGAAAUAGGGGAUAUUCCUGCGGCUUUUGCAUGUAGGUUUUCUCAGAAAACCAAAGAAAAUUUAGGGCGUAAGAGUUCUGAAAGUGAUGUGCUGAACCCUAAUGAUACCCAACAAAGUCACAUAUAUGGGUUUGCAAUGCAAACUUCUCCUGAGUUUGUAGUUUUGGGCCCUGGCGUCUCUUCAAGGAUAUCAGCCGAUUUGCAGCAGAACAGGGAGAAUAAGAAUCCAAACUCUUCAAAAUCAGCUUUUGAAUUAGUGAGUUCAGAUAUGACCAAGCUGAAACUGAAUUUUGGCACCAUAACCAGAAAAUGUAGGGUUAUGAAGCGUCGGGGUCAUAGCACUAAAAGGACUAAUAAUGUUUUUGGCAGUGCUUGGAGUUCUAAACUUAGCCCUCAAUUUAGUAAUGAAGAUAGAAAAGACUGCAGUGUAAAGGAGUUUGUAAGUUUUACUUCAGAUGAAUGCAAUGACUAUUACAAUGACAGUGUCUUUAAGGACUUGUCGGAUCAUGAAACACCAGCUACAAGUAAAGAGGGUUGUGAGUUUGAGAUGGAUGAACCUGCUUAUGAUAUGAGACUAAGCAGGAACUACAAUGAGUUUUGCCUAGAGGAUGCUUGUAAUGAAGGGAAUAAUGCAUCUCCUGUAUCUGGUCCUGUGUGGGAUGAGAUGAAGUCCGAUGGUGGUGAUGUAAAUGCCGUCACAAGAUGGUUAGAGGAGCAAGGAUUUGGUAAAUAUGCUAGUUUAUUCGAAAUGCAUGAAGUGGAUGAGGAAGCUUUGCCACUGCUUACUCUUGAAGAUCUCAAAGAGAUUGGUGUGUCAGCUGUUGGUCCUAGAAGAAAGCUCUACAAUUCAAUACAGCAAUUAAGAAAAGGAGGUGUUACUGCUUGUCAACUUAUUCAAAUGAGAUUGUAGGUAAUGUUUCAUCUUGGAAUUGCCUAAACUUUUGUGCAGAAAAGUAUCGUAAGUGUAUAUGCAACUCUUUUUUGGGACUCCUAACAUGAUGUGUAUUCUGUAUAUAGUGUCUACUGUUAUGUUUGAAAGAAUGGAACAGCCUACUCAUAACUAUCUGCUAGAAUUCCAGAAGAAUUUAGUAUUGGACAAUGAAUUUUAAUUUUAA
Messenger RNA from Jatropha curcas, 1526 nucleotides. RefSeq lists its product as uncharacterized. NCBI's taxonomy places the organism in Eukaryota, Viridiplantae, Streptophyta, Magnoliopsida, Malpighiales, Euphorbiaceae. The record is from RefSeq and is a predicted model, not a curated record. Gene Ontology annotation, molecular function: protein binding.